CCUCAGCAUUAUUCCGCAAAACAGGUUUCCGCUCAGGACAUUACUAGUUCAGAAGGAGACAACUAGGUACUUUAGAGCAGUACAACGGCAUGUGAUGUCAGCUGACAGCAGCAGAGGUAGCUUCUCUGGGUUGUCCUUGUCACAGCAGCCAUGGCGGAGAUUUCUGCAAUGGGUAGUGGUGCUCCGAUGCAGCGGGGGCCCUACAUCAGCAUGAUCACGAAUUGGAUGUUGAACCUGUUGAUUCGCGCCACCAUGCUCUUUAUGGUGGGUGUGUUCUUGGCACUCGUGCUAAACCUGCUACAGGUGCAGCGUAACGUCACUCUUUUCCCUCCUGAUGUCAUCAGCAGCAUUUUCUCAUCUGCCUGGUGGGUUCCACCCUGCUGUGGAACAGCUGCAGCAUUGAUAGGUUUGUUGUAUCCCUGCAUGGACCAUCGUCAGGGGGAGCCCCAUAAACUUAAGAGGGAGUGGUCUAAUGUGAUGCGCUGUGUGGCCGUCUAUGUGGGCAUAAAUCAUGCCAGUGCUAAGGUGGACUUUGAAAAUAACGUGCAGCUGUCACUUACUCUGGCUGCCUUAUCUGUUGGCCUGUGGUGGAUGUUUGAUCGUUCACGCAGUGGUUUUGGGCUGGGAGUCGUCAUUGCAAUACUUGCCACACUGGCCACUCAGCUACUGGUUUACAAUGGAGUCUUUCAAUAUACCUCUCCUGACUUCCUGUACAUUCGGUCCUGGCUGCCAUGUAUCUUCUUUGCGGGUGUGAUAACUGUGGGGAAUAUCGGAAGGCAACUAGCUCUGUAUGAGUAUAAAGUCAGUCAGGAAAAGACCCACCAGGAUUAAUGGAGAAGCGUCUGCCCACAUCGGGAAAUCCAGGAUAAAGAAGCAUGGGAUCAUCUGAUGGGGCACCAUGACUGACAGAGUGAUCCAUCGCUAAGGAGGGGCAGCUCUCUGUGUUUGUAGAUGGGACAGUGUUAAGAUGUAUGCCUGCGGAUAUGCUGUUUGCAUGCUCUGGUUCUCAGAGUGUGUAUAACGACAGGAUAUUACAUCGAUUACACACCCAUACUGUCUUGGCUACAAUAAAGUGCCAAACUGACUUUUAUUGUUCAUAUUGAAUGACUGUUCUCCACUCAUAAUUGCAGGCAUAAGUUAGAAGGACAAUGUAUUGUCUCCUCCAUCCUCUGUGAUGGGUGAAGGAGUGUCGUCUGAAUGCAGCACCGCCAUCGGUUCUCACUUAUCAAUGUUUAAUACAGAAACAUUAGCAGUAAAGGGGAGUUUGGAAAGUAAUGUAGAGUAUUAUGACAGGGCACCCCAUUCUUAGUGAGGAAUCAGUUGCAUAUCACUACAUUAAAGGGCAGCUCACUCCUGCUGUCUAUGAUCACCACCAGAGAGCGUCAGAGCACAGCUGACUCACACCAACGAAAAGCAGAUUCAACAGAUUCCACAUCACACCAGAUUCUACAAGAUGUUAACUGUUCACCAGUGUGCUGUGUUCAUUAGCUAAAGGAUUGGUGUUUAUUAAUGGUUUUAUUGGUUCUUGCAUACUUAAAAGUGAUUGUAUUUCUUGUAAUAACCAGAUAAGUUCCUGCUAGACCAAAAGAAUUCCUUUGUUCUGAAUGAUUGAGGCAUUCCUUAGCUUCAGAGAUUGCUUUGUAUUAAGUUGUUUUGGCUUCAGAAUAAAAUCAGAAUUAUUUUGACACACAAUGACAAUCCGUUUAUUUUUACCAAAGCCUUAACAUGACAGAUAUGUUUGAGCUUGGAAUAAAAAAAAAAAUUACAAAAAAAAAUAUAUAUUGGCAGACCACUAUCUGUGCACUGGUUUAGGAUAAA
This is a messenger RNA of Xyrauchen texanus (razorback sucker), 1818 nucleotides long. RefSeq names its product insulin-induced gene 2 protein-like. Gene Ontology annotation, cellular component: SREBP-SCAP-Insig complex; endoplasmic reticulum. The coding region runs from base 151 to 831 and encodes 226 amino acids. Gene Ontology annotation, biological process: SREBP-SCAP complex retention in endoplasmic reticulum; SREBP signaling pathway; cellular response to insulin stimulus. The record is from RefSeq and is a predicted model, not a curated record. Lineage: Eukaryota; Metazoa; Chordata; Actinopteri; Cypriniformes; Catostomidae. The transcript has 6 exons.